This is a messenger RNA of Paramecium pentaurelia, 131 nucleotides long. The record is from the annotation of a GenBank genome assembly. NCBI's taxonomy places the organism in Eukaryota, Ciliophora, Oligohymenophorea, Peniculida, Parameciidae.
AUGGAUUAGAUUGAUAUUGAAACCAUAAAUCUUUAAGCAAAAAAGGCCAAAGAACUUUUCAAUGAAGGUAAACAUAAUGAGGCUGAUGCAAGGAGUUAUGUUAUAAGCAUUAAAUUAUUAUAAAAAUGAAU